AUGCGCGUCGGGGCGCUGCAGAGCCCGUCGAACAAGCUCCUGCCCUUUGCUGACUACCGCCGGGGCAACGUGAAGCGGGCCAAGAAGGUCGAGGGCCUGUCCUGCGACGUCGACUGGUCAGGUGACGAGGAGUCCAACAGCGACCCGCUCCGUUUCCAGACCGACAGUCAGGCCAAGGCAUCGGCACCCGUUUCGACUCUGACGCCAUCUGCAACUCCUUCGACUUCGGUGAGCGACACAGAGUUGGAGAUGCGCAGGGUCAACACCCUUGGAGAUAUUUUCCAGGACAGCGCGCGCUUGGAGUUUUGCCGGCAGGUCAGCAUGUGCAGCGACACGGGGUCGGUGAGGCCCUUGAACGAGGGCCAGACGGGCGAGGUCUUCGCCGUUGUCGACGAGGGCGGUGAGAAGGUGGCAGUGUUCAAGCCGGCUGGCCGAGAGCACUUCCACAGGCGGGACCUGUUCCCGGGCCAGGGCGCCAUCCGCGAGGAGGCCGCCUACAUCAUCGACCGCCUCUGCGGCGGCGUGGCGGGCCUGCCGAUCACUGCGCGCACGACCCUGGAGGCAGGUGAGGCAGACGACGACAGCAUCUUACGCACCAGCUGCUGCUCGCUUUGCGGCCGCACCCUCACGAGGCGGUGCGGCCGGCGCACGCCGCUGCGAUGGGCGGCGUUCAGGUCGAGGGUUGCCGCCAAGAUAUUGCCCAGGCCGACUUGA
This is a messenger RNA of Prorocentrum cordatum, 714 nucleotides long. The record is from the annotation of a GenBank genome assembly. NCBI's taxonomy places the organism in Eukaryota, Dinophyceae, Prorocentrales, Prorocentraceae.